AGAGGACAUGACGCUUCGCCUGGUCAGUUUCCCUACCAAGUCCGACUAAUAAUGCAGAACAAGACAGCAAAUUAUACAAACAUACCGUGUGGUGGUUCCCUGAUUAGCCACACUUGGGUUCUUACGGCGGCCCAUUGUACUUUCUGGGCUGAAACUGUCACCGUUAAAUUGGGCAGCAUUUUGACAUCCUCUUCACUGAUAGAGCACACCGUGACCAAAAAGAAUAUUAUUUACCAUAAGAACUUUAGCAACAAGACUUUGUUCAACGAUAUCUCACUCAUUCGCAUUCCACGUGUUAAAUUCAACAAAUACAUUCAAGCGGUUGAGCUGCCAAAGCGGAGGCGACAUCCCUAUACGUACACUGGACAUGACUCGAUAGCCACCGGAUGGGGAAUUACUUUGAACGCUAGUAAUAAUCUUCCCGAUGUACUGCAGUAUACAUACUUUACGGUCUUGAGCAAGAAAACUUGCAGAAAAUCAUGGGGCAAAGGGAUCACUAAAUCAAACCUUUGCGUUUCAACUAAACGGGGCAACUCCAUUUGCAAUGGUGACUCUGGUGGCCCAUUGGUAGAUUUUCCCAGCAUGGUUCAGAUCGGUAUAAGCUCCUUCGUUUACGGAGAUUGUUCGACGGACAUCCCGGCUGUCUUUGUAAGAGUGACUAGUUAUCUUCGCUGGAUAUUGCGAAUCAUUAAAUCCUAAAUAAACUAGAAGCUAUUGCUUCUAUUGCAACAUUUAUAAUAAAAUACAAUUAAUCAAUACUGCAAUUAUAAAUGUUG
Molecule: messenger RNA, 776 nt
Organism: Drosophila nasuta
Lineage: Eukaryota; Metazoa; Arthropoda; Insecta; Diptera; Drosophilidae
Product: serine protease 1-like
Exons: 2
Coding region: 52-699 (215 amino acids)
Biological process (GO): proteolysis
Molecular function (GO): serine-type endopeptidase activity
Source: RefSeq, a predicted model, not a curated record